AUGCCGAAGUGUAAACGGUUUACUAAUCCCCUGAGAUCAGCUCCUCUACCUGAAAAUGGUUUUGAUCAGUCUAACGACGAGGUAUUUCACAAUUCACCUACGGAUAUCUCACCACCUAAUCAUGAUUCACCACCUAAUCAUGAUUCAGCAAUACAAAGCAAUCCGAAUAGUAAUAUGGAUCAUUCACUGCCUAACCAAGGAUCCCAAGAACAUACUAGGCCCUUUGGUGGACGUCAAUCUUCUGAAUAUUGGACCGUGGAGACAGUAGGCACAGAUGGAACUAUUAAGACUAGAAGGCUAAAAGUUAAAGAAAUGGAUAACUUAUCUAGAGAUGAGCAAGUUGUUGUGAACUUUGAAGAUCAACAAGCUAUUGGAGAAGCCCAAGGUUUGCUUGCUGGAUAUCUAGGGACAUUGGCAGUUGAUUGUAAGUUAUUUCCAAUCAAUUUCUCAAAGUGGUCAGGACCUUUAGGCAUACCUCGAUCUAGAUUUGAAGAGUGUUUUAGUAACUUGCUGAAGCCAAAAUUUCAUUUCAAAAUUUCUGAGGGCAUUGCAAAGCGAUAUUGCAAAUUGAGCCUUGCAAAAAAGUGGUCACAACAUAGAAUUAAGUUAUGGAAAGAGUUCUAUGAUCCAUGCAUGAGUAGACAAGCACUCAUUGAUAAUGUCCCAGUCGGCAUCGACAGAGAUCAAUGGGCAUCCUUUGUUCAGUAUCGAUUUCUACCUUCUACAAUGGAGAUGUGUAGGAGAAAUAAGGAAGCCCGCAAGAAGCAAACAAUUCCCCAUACUGGUGGCUCGAAACCCAUCUCAAGGAAAAGACAUGAAAUAUUUUUAGAAACUGGUCGAAAAAUUAGCCGUGGAGAAAUGUACAUAGAAACUCAUAAGAAGAGAGAUGGGUCGUUUGUGACUGAUGAAGCAAGGGAUAUAGCAGUAAGUUGUACUUUUUGGUCUAUUUUAGUACAAAGUGUUACUUCAAAAUCUGCCAAACCUUAA
Arachis ipaensis is the source of this 987-nucleotide messenger RNA. Lineage: Eukaryota; Viridiplantae; Streptophyta; Magnoliopsida; Fabales; Fabaceae. The record is from RefSeq and is a predicted model, not a curated record.